GGGUUAUUUAAACGCCGACGUACCGAAAAUUGAGCUUGCUAGCUACCGAGAGAACGCGCUGAACACAACUCGCCAUUCUCAAUCUCAAUAUUCAACAAUUGAGCGGAGAUAUCAUGAGGCUACAAAACCAAGCUGACGACACUAUCGGGGAAGGAGAGUAUGCCGUCGACAUCGGUGUCUUCUCACACCUCCAAAACGAGCUUCCCCCUCAUGACUACGACUGCGAGCCGCAUCGGCGCUUUUUCAAAAUCGAUGAUGAACAACUCGUUCACGAGUUCGACUGUCAAAAACUCCUCUCCGAGUACUUGUUCAAGCGGGAUGUUAUCGCCGACGAAUUCAAGAAUGCUGGCCCAAUACAAAGCUUGGCACUACAACAGCUAGGGCUGAAUGGAGGGUUUGAUGGACUGAAACAGUACUUCUUCAACGAAAAGAAGAGGUUGGGCGCGCGCGGAUAUUGGAAGUUCCCGGAAUGGGACAUGAUUGAGCAGGACUUGAAGAUAUUACAUCGGCAGAACAUAGAGGCUAAGAAAGUAGCACCAGGCAAAAGUUAUACCUACGUAAGUAGUUGGGAUGAUGAGCCGUCUAGCCUGUCCUUGUAUCGGCGGUGUAUGGAGCCCUCGAACGCAGGUACGGACUCAAACCAGGGCUCAGCACUGCACAAAUGCCCCUUUGGCUUUUCUGGGGCCAAAACCUAUGAGGUACCUGGCAAGGUAAACGGAAUUCCAACAAGGGCAGCGCCUGAUACCGGAGCUGAUGGCUGUUUUGCUUCCGAAGCUUUCGUCAAUUCUUUGGGCUUGGCACCCGAACCAGGCACUGAGAAGGAAAUCAUGAAUGGAUCUGGAAAGUCAAUCAGCUCUCUUGGGACCACUUCUCUCACCUGGACAUUUGCUGGAGAAACCGAACCCCAUGUCCUCAACUGCUCGAAUUUACGUGAAUGUGUUCACAGUUUCGCUCUUGGCAACGAUUUCUUGAAGAAGACAAAGACGUUGACAACAUUCAAGCAAAGAAUUGUGACUGUGGCACGCAAUAUCCCAAAGAGACUAGGCUUUCAUCUUGCAGGCAACGAAAAGGCACGUCUAUGGGGCUUUUUCAACGACGAGCUGGUGGCAGCUGUCCCAGACACUGGCUCAGACCUUUCGUUGAUCUCGGAAAGUUAUUGUCAGGCACGCGGUCUGAAAGUAGACAAAGGAAAGGCCCAUAGCCUUGAGGUAGAGUUUGUCGAUGGUUCGACAAGCUUCACAAGCGGAGUUGUGAGAGGAGUUGACUGGACGUUUGGAACCUCGGGAGAGUCAAUACAAUGCGAUUUCUACGUCCUGAAAGGUCUCCCCGUCAACAUUGUUCUCAGCAAUGGAUUUCUGUUCGAUCUGGAUGUCUUCUCCCGGUUCGAGGAGGACUUCGACGUCGAGACCCACACUGACCUACCGGCCCUGUUCGUGAUGCGAUUGAUCAUAGCACAUCGCCCUGAACUAGAAGGGUAACUUUUGGACCCAGCAAGAAGAGUACAUGAAAGCGUGU
This is a messenger RNA of Mollisia scopiformis, 1515 nucleotides long. RefSeq lists its product as uncharacterized. NCBI's taxonomy places the organism in Eukaryota, Fungi, Ascomycota, Leotiomycetes, Helotiales, Mollisiaceae. The transcript has 2 exons. The record is from RefSeq and is a predicted model, not a curated record. Bases 114 to 1478 code for a protein of 454 amino acids.